This is a messenger RNA of Arabis nemorensis, 348 nucleotides long. NCBI's taxonomy places the organism in Eukaryota, Viridiplantae, Streptophyta, Magnoliopsida, Brassicales, Brassicaceae. The record is from the annotation of a GenBank genome assembly.
AUGGCGAGAUCGACUAGUAAGGAUGCUCAGGAUCUUUUCAAUUCUCUUCGUUCUGCUUAUGUUGCUACACCGACGAAUCUCAAGAUCAUCGACCUGUAUGUUUGUUUUGCGAUCUUCACAGCUCUGAUCCAGGUUGCUUACAUGGCUCUUGUUGGAUCAUUUCCGUUCAACUCAUUUCUCUCAGGAGUUCUCUCGUGUAUCGGGACUGCAGUUCUUGCUGUCUGCCUCCGGAUUCAAGUGAACAAAGAGAACAAGGAAUUUAAGGAUUUAGCACCAGAGCGAGCUUUUGCUGAUUUUGUCCUCUGCAAUUUGGUCCUCCACCUGGUGAUCAUAAACUUCCUAGGAUAA